AUGUAUGGUAAAUAUGUGGAUAAAAUUGGACUUAAAUCUUCUGUUGUGAAUCAUGGAAGUCCGGGAUUAAGCUAUGAAAGCUAUCAGGAGAUAAUUGAGAAUUUGGAAAAAGAACAGAAGCUUGUCUCAAACAAAAUAGAAGAACUUGAAAAUAACUCUAAGCAAUUAAGUGAAGAGUGUUCUAUCUUAAAUAAAAAGACUGAAUUAGUAAGAGAAAAAGAGAAGGAAGAUAAUGAAACUUUGAUUAAGAUUAUGGAAGAGAGUGAAGAAUCAGAAAGACUCUAUGAAAAUCUACAAGUGGAACUUAAAAAUAAGAUUAACGAACUGGAAACAAGGAUCGAACAGUUAUCCAAUGAUUUGGAGUAUGAGAAGUCAGUAGGCGACAAUUUGAAGUCUCAAUGUAAAGAUCUGGAGUCUAUUAAACUGAAUACUCAAGCGAACCUUAAUAUAUUAACUGAGAAGCUGAAGAUAAAAUAUUGGGCAAAUAGCGCAAGACUUUCUUUAGCACAGCAAAUAGAAUUGGCAAAUCAAGAGAUACUAUCUUGGAAAUAUAGAUUACAGAGAUGUGCUGCUAACAUAAAUAAUGAAAGGAAGAAACUGUUUAAUAUGGUACAAGAAAUAAGAGGUAAUAUUCGGGUAUUUUGUAGAAUAAGACCAUUAUUACCAUCUGAAAACAAAGAUUCUUGCAUACAAUAUGAUAUAUCUGAAGAUGACUCAACAAUAACAAUAAAAAAUAAUGGUAACCGUGGUUCUAGUAUAUCAGCAUUUUCAUUUGAUCGUAUAUUCCUUCCUAAGUGCUCACAACAAGAUGUAUUUGAAGAAGUAUCACAACUCAUUCAAUCAGCUUUAGAUGGAUAUAAUGUCUGUAUAUUCUCAUAUGGACAAACUGGCAGUGGAAAGACACAUACAAUGUUAGGUACACCUAAAGAUGAAGAUAUUGGAAUGAUUCCAAGAGCAUUGAAUUUAAUUUUUUCAACAAUUAAGGAUAUGAAAACUAAAGGGUGGAAUUAUAGGAGUGAGCUAAGUGCAAUGGAAGUUUACAAUGAAAAUGUUCGUGAUCUUUUACAGGAAAGUAAGGGUAAACAGGCUCCAGAAUUGCGAUUGGAUCAGAAAGGUGGCAUAUCUAUAACUGGUCUAUAUAUAAAAGAAGUAACAAAUGCAGAACAAGUAAAUAAGAUGUUGAGCAUAGCACAAGGAAAUAGGGCAGCUGCUUCAACUGACAGUAACGAGAGAAGUUCAAGAUCACAUAGCAUUAUCCAAUUAAAAUUAAUAGGGGAAUUUACUUCACCUACUCAGAGUGAAAAUGAAAAUGAGAAUUUCCUAUACUCAGGUCAGAAAACUAAUUAUAAAGUAACAUCGACACUAUCACUUGUAGAUUUAGCUGGAUCAGAGAGAGUAAAUAAGAGUAAUGUUACUGGAGAUAGACUAAAGGAGACACAAUAUAUUAAUAGGUCUUUAAGCUCAUUAAGGGAUGUCAUUUUAGCUAUAGCCCUAAAAAAAGAUCAUAUACCAUAUAGAAAUAGCAAGUUAACAAUGUUACUAAAAGAUUCAUUGGGUGGUAAUAGUAAAACGGCGAUGUUUGUUCAUAUUUCACCGGUAUUAUCUUCAUAUAGUGAAUCUUUAAGCUCACUUAGAUUUGCUACAACUGUUCAAACAUGUGAAAUAAAUUGCCCAAAACGCCAACAUAUACAAAAUCAAGAUAGCUAA
This is a messenger RNA of Cryptosporidium muris RN66, 1707 nucleotides long. RefSeq names its product kinesin motor domain-containing protein. Gene Ontology annotation, molecular function: microtubule binding; microtubule motor activity; ATP binding. NCBI's taxonomy places the organism in Eukaryota, Apicomplexa, Conoidasida, Eucoccidiorida, Cryptosporidiidae. The transcript has a single exon. Gene Ontology annotation, biological process: microtubule-based movement. The coding region runs from base 1 to 1707 and encodes 568 amino acids. The record is from RefSeq and is a predicted model, not a curated record.